CAAAGUGGCCGGGAGAUGCUUGAGGAUGACGAAAAGUCAGGCCGUCCAAAAACUGGACUGAGCGAAGUUAACAUCCAAAAAGUGCGUGAUUUCAUCAAAGAAAACUCGAAAUCUUCCGUGAGAUUGAUUGAAGAUGAAUUGGAGAUUCCAAAAUCAACUGUGCACAAUAUUUUGACCGAGAGUUUAGGCCUUCGUAAAUUGAAUUCGCGAUUUGUUCCCCACAAGUUGACCGACAACCAAAAAAUGUAUCGAAUUGAGCACUGCAAGGACCUCAUUAAAACCGCUCUUAAGGACUCAAACUUUCUUGAAACGAUCGUUACUGGUGAAGAAACGUAGUGUUUUGAGUAUGAGUCUGAAAC
Molecule: messenger RNA, 359 nt
Organism: Ooceraea biroi (clonal raider ant)
Lineage: Eukaryota; Metazoa; Arthropoda; Insecta; Hymenoptera; Formicidae
Product: protein GVQW3-like
Source: RefSeq, a predicted model, not a curated record